UGCCUACCUUCUCUGUCAAUCAAACUUCUUCAUUUGCUUAUUCCUCCAAUACUUCCCACUUUUAUUUCAAACUUUCUUGAACUUUCAUAAAGCAACAACCGUCAUCGCUGACACCACAAUAUGCAGCGGUGCUAUAAAUACAAGACCAAUUCACUUCAUUCAACGCAACUCUAAUCAACACUGCAUUUCGAUUCAUCAAAUCAAAUCAAUGGCCACUGUCACCGUUCGUCCUCCCGCGCUAACUUCAACUUCGGAGCCACCUCCGAUUUUUGAUGGAACCACCAGGUUGUACAUCAGUUAUACUUGCCCCUUUGCACAACGUGCAUGGAUCACUAGGAACUACAAGGGACUACAAGACAAGAUUGAGUUGGUUCCUAUUGACCUUCAAAACAGGCCUGCAUGGUAUAAGGAAAAAUUAUAUCCUGAGAAUAAGGUGCCAUCUUUGGAGCAUAAUGGCAAGGUAUUGGGAGAAAGUCUUGAUUUAGUCAAAUAUCUUGAUGCCAACUUUGAAGGAACACCUCUCUCUCCCAAUGAUCCUGCCAAGAAAGAGUUUGCUGAGCAGUUGUUAACCCAUGUUGACACCUUUGUCAAAGACUUGUUUGGCUCAUUCAAAGGGGAUACUGUGCAACAAGCCAGUUCUACUGUUGACUUCUUGGAGAAUGCCCUUGGUAAAUUUGAUGAUGGGCCAUUCCUUCUUGGUCAAUUCAGCUUGGUCGAUAUUGCAUAUGUUCCGUUCGUUGAAAGAUUCCACAUUGUCCUUGCUGAGUUGUUCAAGUAUAACAUCACUGAAGGAAGACCUAAGCUUGCAACAUGGAUUGAGGAGCUGAACAAGAUUGAUGCUUAUACACAGACAAAAGUGGAUCCUCAAACACUUGUUGAUAGUUACAAGAAAAAAUUUCUGCUUCAACAGUGAAACUUGAAUUGCAGCAACCUUCAUUUGAGAUACUCCAAUAAAGCAUCUUUUGUAUUAUGGGAUGCAUCUUCAAUCAAAUAUUGGUGUUAUAUAGAUUAAUGCCAUGGUUAUGUUUCACUUUCCAGCUUGUUUGUUUGGUGUUGUAAUAAUGAUUGUGUUCCAGUUUGUGAUCACUGAUCAGAAUAUGCUGUUAUCCUAUGUUGAUAAUAAUACUUAAUAAACUUUGAUACUUUCAA
This is a messenger RNA of Vicia villosa (hairy vetch), 1149 nucleotides long. Its product is annotated as glutathione S-transferase L3-like. NCBI's taxonomy places the organism in Eukaryota, Viridiplantae, Streptophyta, Magnoliopsida, Fabales, Fabaceae. The record is from RefSeq and is a predicted model, not a curated record. The coding region runs from base 209 to 913 and encodes 234 amino acids. The transcript has 10 exons. Gene Ontology annotation, molecular function: glutathione transferase activity.